Molecule: messenger RNA, 1113 nt
Organism: Candidula unifasciata
Lineage: Eukaryota; Metazoa; Mollusca; Gastropoda; Stylommatophora; Geomitridae
Source: the annotation of a GenBank genome assembly
AUGUUUGAGACAUACUAUAAAUGUCUUCAGGAAAAAAUACAAACUAUUCACAAGGAAGAGUUUCCUAUUAAAGCUCAUCUAGCUGUUGAAGGAGAGUCGGUGCAGAUGUUGUGUCCGGUGUGCUACCGGCCUGACGAAAGCGAGGAUUCCCAGAGGGCGAUAUGGCAGGUCCUGCUUCACGAGAUUUCAACACUGCAGGAGGUUCAUGAGAACAAACGGAUUCACAUUUCCAAAGAGUACACGCUUCUCAUUGAGAAGAUUGACGUCAGUGAUGCAGGCCAAUACUUUUGUGUGGAGCGUCGGGACUACAUCUCGGUCUAUCAACUGGACGUCUUUCUCACGGAUAAAAGGAGAAGUUUUAGAUUAGGGGACGAGCCGCUGACGCCUGAAACUUUCCUGCUGAAGCACAACCUUCGGGUGUUCACCAUGUGGGCCGCGUGGGGAGAGUGCAAUACGUGCGACAGGUCAGGUGAGAAGUCACGGAUCGGACAGUGCACAGUCAAGAAAAUGUACCAGGACAUUCCUGUCUUCCCGAGAGACUAUGCAAUGAUGGCUGUCUACCCGGAAGGAGUUCCCUGCCAUUCAACGGCCUUGCCACGUCAUAUCCGCAAGAUGUCGGAGAUCGGCAAUAGAGAAAGUGAAACCAUACUUGUCCCUUGUCAGGAGCCAUGUCCUACUGACCCACCAGUCUCGCGAAUUACCGACGAAUCGGGAAACGUGGUGGAGGUGGUAGACGCCGGUUUCCAUUCCAUGAAAGAUCAACCCCAGUUACCGUCGUUGGUGAAAAGAAAAGUUCUCUACGAAAAUGAAAAUUCGCAUCUGCUGCUGAACUGUCCCACACAACAUGAGGCAAACAUGAUACACUGGGCUAGAGGGGAAAGCGAGGUGGAUCCUAUUGAUAUCAAGAAACAGACCAAAGGCCGGGUGUGGGUGGAUAGUCUUAGCAGACUUCACUUCAAGCCACUGCUGCUGAGUGACACGGAUGUCUACAAGCAAGUUGUUUCUGUUUCAUUCAUUCAUUCAUUCAUUUAUUUAUUCGUUCAUUCAUUAUCCUUUUUUGCCAUUUCAUAUCACAAAGCGCUCGCUGUAUAUUCCUGGUUGCUUCUUAUUUAA